Molecule: messenger RNA, 803 nt
Organism: Argiope bruennichi
Lineage: Eukaryota; Metazoa; Arthropoda; Arachnida; Araneae; Araneidae
Product: calaxin-like
Exons: 7
Coding region: 78-704 (208 amino acids)
Molecular function (GO): calcium ion binding
Source: RefSeq, a predicted model, not a curated record
UUCUGUUUGCUCGCUACACUAAUUUUCCUUGCAUUUUUAUCUUUGUAUGGAGAAUUAUUCAGUUAUCGAAUAUCAUUAUGAGUAGUAAAAAUCAGCAGCCUUCAAAAGGAAGUGCUGUUACGAAGAAAGCAGAAUUAGCACUGAUUGAGAAACUGCUACCAGAGACUUACUUUUCUGAAAAUGAGUUCAAAUAUAUUAUCAAAUUCUUUAAAAAGCAUUCAAAUGAAACUCCUUUCAUCGAAAAGCCGGACUUUCUGGAAAUGCUGCAUGAAGUUUUUGGAUACACAGAGCAUUUUUUCAUGAACAGAGUUUUUCUUCAGGCUGAUAUAAACAAAGACGGGAGAAUCGGCUUGGAAGAAUUCAUUCGUUUAAUGUCUCUGUUGCUUCGAGGAGCAAAAGAAGAAAAAAUAAGAUUUUGCUUCAAUUGCUACGACUUGAAUGAAACAAUGCAACUGAGUCGAGAUGUCAUCAUCACACUCCUUAAUCAGACAAGUACAGAGGCAGUAGAGAGAAAUCCAGAUAUGGUAUUAGAUCUUCUGGAAAUGAUACUGAAGAAAAUGGAUCAAGACGGAGAUGGUGUUCUCAUCUUCGAGGAAUUCAAAAACGCUGCUUUGGAAGACUGGCUAUUGAUAGAGGCAUUCGGGCAAUGUUUGCCAGAUUAUAAGUGCCAUGUGUCUUUCCUGGAACGAAUGGCUAAGCAAUAAAUCGAGAAAUAAUGAGAGAAAUGAUUUCUUCUUUUAGCUGAUUAUGUCUAUAUACUGGGUACUUUUAUAUGUAUAAACUGCGAAUUGUGAAAAAUAAAC